AUGCUAUCCAGAUUUGGAAAGAAAGGGAAACUGAGCCCUCGUGAUGUGGGUCCUUUUGAGAUUUUGAGACGCGUGGGGAAGGUCGCGUAUGAGUUAGCAUUACUUCCUCACUUGCAAGAUAUUCACAAGGUAUUCCAUGUGUCUAUGCUGAAGCGUUAUCUUCCUGAUUCUAACUAUGUGAUAGAAUAUGAACCUAUCGAGAUCCAACCAGAUCUGUCUUUUGUAGAAAGACCAGUACAGAUAUUAGAAAGGCGAGAGAAAGUACUUAGGAAUAAGUCUGUAUCCUUAGUACGAGUUUUGCAGAGAAAUCCUAGAGUGGAAGAGUCGACCUGGGAACUUGAAAGCGAAAUGCUUGCCAAGUAUCCUCAGUUGUUUUCGUAA
Daucus carota subsp. sativus is the source of this 381-nucleotide messenger RNA. RefSeq lists its product as uncharacterized. Bases 1 to 381 code for a protein of 126 amino acids. NCBI's taxonomy places the organism in Eukaryota, Viridiplantae, Streptophyta, Magnoliopsida, Apiales, Apiaceae. The transcript has a single exon. The record is from RefSeq and is a predicted model, not a curated record.